GCCACUCUCUCUCUCUCUCUCUCUCUCUCUCUCUCUCUCUCUGCCUCACUCACUCCCAUUAUAUAAUCAGAAGCUUCUUAGAGGAGUGAAGUGAUGAUGAUCCUGGAGUGAUCUGGUUCUGGUUCUGGUUCUGGCUUUGCAUUGCGUGAGGGUCAGUCUGCUGUGCAAAAUUCUCUGUAAGGUGGAGCGCACCAGCAACAAAUGGCGUUCACCUCCCUGCAAGUCUGCAUGGAUUCAUCCGACUGGCUACAGGGCACUCUUCACGACGAGUCGGGAAUGGACAUAUCCUCGCCGAAUUCAGGCGACAUGCUCGCGUGCUCGAGGCCCUUGAUGGAGAGGAGGCUCAGGCCACAGCACGACCAGCCCUUGAAGUGCCCGAGGUGCGAGUCCACCCACACCAAGUUCUGCUACUACAACAACUACAGCCUCUCGCAGCCCCGGUACUUCUGCAAGACCUGCCGCCGCUACUGGACCAAAGGCGGCACCCUCCGCAACAUCCCCGUCGGAGGCGGCUGCCGGAAGAACAAGAAAGCUUCUAGUUCCGGUGGUAAUAACGGCAACAACAAUGCCACAAGCAAGAAAUUGGCCAACAGUGAUCAUCAAGGAUUUGGGGUCCCCAGCCACCCCGGACAGUCGUCGGCGUCCUCGUCUCGCGGCGACCACUCGACCGACCUCCACCUCUCGUUCUCGCCCGAGGUGCAGCUCUCACACCUCCACGGCUUGCUAGGAGUCCAUGGGGCCACCUUUGCCGGCCCGGGCAACAAUUUCUCAGGCCACGAGAAUCCGAGGCCGAUCGAUUUCUUGGAGAACAAGGUAAUGAGUUACGACAGCAGUUUCAUGCUGAGUGGAGAGAGCCCUAAUCCCCACUUGGGCAUGGUCGGAGAUCUCGGCUCUACCGGGUUGGGCCCGAACUUCCACAGCCUCUAUGGCCCGUUCGGGAUGGCCAUCGACGGCGGUAACAGCGGGACUACUAAUAGUUUCAUGGAGAAUUGCCAGAGACUGAACAUGCUCGUCCCAUACGAUCACCACGGCCAUGAUCAGGAACAGAUCAAUGCGAUGGAUGUGAAGCCGAACCCGAAGCUCUUGUCGCUGGAGUGGCAAGAUCAAGGUUGCUCCGACGCGAGCAAGAACGGGUAUGGCUACUUCAACGGUUUAGGACCGUCUUGGACUGGGAUGAUGAGUGACUAUAACCCCUCUGCGACCAACCCAUUAGUCUAAAAAUGGAGCUGCUGCAUAGUAAUAGGAUUUGCUAUUUCCAGAUCGGUUAUUCCGAUCGACUUUGGCAUUGACGACACAGGAGUGUGAAAAUGAGAAGCCUGAGAGUUCAACAAUGGCUGCCUCUGACCAUCAUCAUCACUAUUGAUUGUCAUAAUUUUUACAUUUCCUUUUCUGGGUCGAGUUUCUUUUUUCGGGUCGUCUUUUGUUGUCAUCUGAUGGGGGUCGUCUAGUGUGAAAGAUCUGAAUUCAAAGCCGUAGGAUUUUGUGGGCAACUCCGAGGAAGAUAUGUCAGUGCUCUUUUCUCUGUCUUAGUGUUUAAAAUGUGUUAGAAAUUAAUGUUAUCCCCCUAUUUUAAGAGGUGGCAUCUGUCUUUUGUUUAUGCUGAACGGUUUGAUUACUGUUAUGCUUUUGCCCUUAAAGGGUUUCCGAUGGCGUCUUUCAUGGUUUUUGAGGAAAGGCACAUAAAGCAGGUUUCUUGAUU
Messenger RNA from Rhodamnia argentea, 1699 nucleotides. Its product is annotated as dof zinc finger protein DOF5.6. Bases 202 to 1218 code for a protein of 338 amino acids. The record is from RefSeq and is a predicted model, not a curated record. The transcript has 2 exons. Gene Ontology annotation, molecular function: DNA-binding transcription factor activity; DNA binding. NCBI's taxonomy places the organism in Eukaryota, Viridiplantae, Streptophyta, Magnoliopsida, Myrtales, Myrtaceae. Gene Ontology annotation, biological process: regulation of DNA-templated transcription.